Pristis pectinata (smalltooth sawfish) is the source of this 1774-nucleotide messenger RNA. It is a transcript of the gene ccna1, whose product is annotated as cyclin A1. The transcript has 8 exons. The record is from RefSeq and is a predicted model, not a curated record. Gene Ontology annotation, cellular component: nucleus; cytoplasm; cyclin A2-CDK2 complex. Gene Ontology annotation, biological process: mitotic cell cycle phase transition; regulation of cyclin-dependent protein serine/threonine kinase activity. Gene Ontology annotation, molecular function: cyclin-dependent protein serine/threonine kinase regulator activity. NCBI's taxonomy places the organism in Eukaryota, Metazoa, Chordata, Chondrichthyes, Rhinopristiformes, Pristidae. Bases 166 to 1449 code for a protein of 427 amino acids.
GCUACAUGAUGGAAUCAGAGCGAGUUGCUCUGCGCUUAGAGACCAAUUAAACACGGCCUCAUUUGUUACUGAGCAGCUUAUAUUCAGUUUUACUCAUCAGGAAUUGUUUCGAUUAGGUCAAGGAGCAGCAGACUGGGGGGGUUAAAAAGACCAUUAUUCGCAGCCAUGCACAGGAAUAAUUCUGCUGGGGUCGUAAGGCGCAAUGUUAAUCAAGAAAACAUUUAUUCUGGACCACAAAAUUAUCCUGUUCUUCAAAAGCAACGAACCGUUUUGGGAGUGUUAAAUGAAAACGAUCAACAGAAACGUUCACUUCAUCAGGUUCCCCCGAAACCCAAUAGUAUCAUUACACUAGGUAUAGACAAUGGCUUCAGCACUACUAAGAGUAGCACCACUUUUGCGGAGUGCCCGGUUACUAUCGUAUCCAACCCAAACUUCAAUAUUUACAUGGAGGAUGAAGUCCAAGAUGAGGUUGAAAUAUCAGAAUAUAACCUGACAUCCGAAUUAGAAACAAAAUUGGGAGAAGUUGGUCAUGUCCCCAAACCAGCCGGCGACUGCUUAUUCUUGGAUCUUAGUGAAGCUUCGCCAAUGGUAAUAGAUUCAUCAAUUCGACGUUUUCAUUAUGAUUCGGAUGAACAUGUGGAUUUUCUUGCUGUGGAAGAAUAUGCGGAAGAUAUUUAUCAAUACCUUCGAGAAGCCGAAGUGAGGUGUAAGCCAAAAUUUGGUUACAUGAAGAAGCAACCAGACAUAACGGCCAGUAUGCGCUCUAUCCUUGUGGAUUGGCUGGUAGAAGUCAGCGAGGAGUACAAUCUGCAAACUGAAACUUUGUACUUGGCAAUAAACUACUUGGACAGAUUCCUAUCAUGCAUGUCGGUACUGCGAGGAAAGUUGCAGCUUGUAGGGACAGCAGCCAUACUCGUGGCAUCCAAAUAUGAAGAAAUAUAUCCUCCGGAAAUUGAUGAAUUUGUCUACAUAACAGACGACACGUACACAAGGAAGCAACUCUUGCGCAUGGAGCACCUCCUCCUCAAGGUUUUGAGCUUUGACAUGACUGUACCGACAGUCAACCAAUUUCUCACACAAUUUUUGAAGGAAGAGGGGAUUGGUGGACAAAUGGGAACCCUGGCCAUGUAUAUAGCUGAACUGAGUUUACUAGAAGCUGAUGUAUGCCUCAAGUACAUGCCCUCUCUGACAGCAGCAGCUGCAUAUUGUUUGGCAAAUUACACCAUCAACAAAGAUUUUUGGCCAGAAUCUCUUGCAGCAUUCACUGGUUACUCUUUGUCUGAUAUUGUACCUUGUCUGAAUGACUUGCAUAAAAUAUUUCUUCAAGCAAAUUUCCAGCCUCAACAAGCAAUUAAAGAAAAGUACAAGAGUUCAAAGUACUUGGGAAUUUCUCUCAUUGAACCCCCAGCAACUUUACCUCUGGAAUUUUCAAGUGCAAUUGAAGGAUGAAAAUGGAAUGUUGAUACCAAAAUAGACUGAACUAGUCAUGGCAACAUUAGUCCCCUUGGGGACUGCUGCUGGUCAUCUCCCUGUGGCUGUAGGCUACCAUUGGAUUGUGACUUUGAAUAUUUUAAGGUGCAAUUUUAUCUACAGUAUUAAUUUUUAUUUAAACAGUCCAUGAAAUUAGAUUAGCUUUCUAAAGGUUUUCAGUAACAUGUAUUUUAAAGUUAAAUGCAAAUAUCAUUUCUAACAUUUUUAACUGAUCUUGCUUGGAUAAGAGAUGAGUGUAUAUGGUACUCUGGGACAACCAAUAAAGUGCAUUUUUAACUUGCAG